Molecule: messenger RNA, 1784 nt
Organism: Liolophura sinensis
Lineage: Eukaryota; Metazoa; Mollusca; Polyplacophora; Chitonida; Chitonidae
Product: prefoldin subunit 6-like
Exons: 4
Coding region: 35-421 (128 amino acids)
Biological process (GO): protein folding; chaperone-mediated protein complex assembly
Cellular component (GO): cytoplasm; prefoldin complex
Molecular function (GO): protein-folding chaperone binding
Source: RefSeq, a predicted model, not a curated record
AUUGGCGGAGAAGAGAAGCAACAGAGUUGUCAAUAUGUCUGGCGGUGAAAACUUGCAGAAAAAGCUUCAAGGAGAGCUAGAGAAAUAUCAGGCUGCUCAGAAAGAUUUACAGAAGUACCUGUCAGCCAGACAACAGCUGGAUGCUCAGCUCAAUGAGAACAACAUGGUGAAGGAUGAGCUUGAAAAACUGGAAAAGGGAGAAAACGUGUUCAAAUUGAUCGGUCCAGUAUUGGUUAAGCAAGAGCUAACAGAGGCUAAACAGAAUGUACAGAAGAGGAUAGAAUACAUCACAUCUGAAGUAAAAAGGCAUGAUAAUACGAUAAAGGAUUUGGAAAAGACACAAGAAUCCCAUCGUGAAAAUCUUACAAAGUUACAACUCCAGUUCCAACAGGCACAAGUGAAAGCUGCAGCCAGAUCUUAGGGACACCAUCUGCUGCCAGAUCUUAGGGGCAACCAUCUGCUGCCAGAUACAGCUGAUCUUAGGGCACCCAGCAGCUGCAUUUGGGGACCUUUAUGCCGUGGAAUAGUCGAAGAUAUUUAAGAGAAUGGUCAAGCAAAUGAAGAUGUUCUAUGUGAUAAUGAUGGAAAAGGGAAGUUUGUUUUGGAUUUUGGGAAGCCUGUAUUCCCAGUCAUAAACCCUGAAAGCCGAGAAAAAUGUGCCAGUGUUUAAAUAUGGAAGUCAAGCAUUCCUUCAGACUAGUUCACAUAUAUGGCAUAUGAGCCAGCAAGACGCUUGCUCUGUGGUGAUUGAGGCCUCCCGGAAACAACUCUUGAAUGCUUACUAGUGCUAAUCAAUUCAGUAGAAUAGAACAACAUCAACAUAGCUUACAAAAAAUCUUUCGGAUGAAUACAAGAUUUUGAAUACAUGUGUAUAACAAAGAAAUGCCAGGUAUUUUGAUGGCUAUGACUUUUAAGAAACUUUGGUAAGAUGUACGUUUUCUGUCAUGCUGGCUUCCUGGGGUCAUGUGGGAAUGUCUGCCAGCAAACUGCGGAUGGGCGUCUGUUUCAUCGAGACAAGUUCUUCCCAAUAUAAUGCUGGCUGUAGUGGCAUAAGUGAAGUUAAAAUACUCUUGAGUUCGGAAUUAAAACAUCAGUCAAAUGGAUAAAUAAAUUUAUUCUUUGUUAAUGGUUCUACCGGGUUAGACAAUUUCAGGACAAGCAGCUUCAUUAUUAUAUUUGCCGAAUGAAACUUCUCAGGAUAAAAGAUUACUGAGUGGAAGCAGCUUCAUGUGUUCGAAAACAAUUCACACCUGACACACCUGCUUUUACUGUUCAUGGGGACUUGAUAACAAUUAAUCUACUGAGAUCAAGAUGCCAUUUGUAUUCAAGCCUUUGUUCUCAACUUCUCUUCCUCCUAUAAAGUAUGUGUAUCUGUCGUAUGAGAGAAACAUUGCAAACCUCGUUGGUUUAUCGGGACAUUCUCGCUGUGUCCGUUCAAGUCCAGCUCAUGCUGGCUUCCAGUCCGGUCCUACGUGGCAAGAUCUCCAGCAACCUGCGGAUGGUUGUGGGUUUCCCACUGACUCUAUCCAGUGUCCUCCCACCGUAAUGCAGGCCGCCGUCGUAGAAGUGAAAUAUUCUUGAGUACCGCGUAAAAACACCAAUCAAAUAAAUAAAUGAAUAAAUAAAUAAACUGUCCGGUUUCCCCUUCCUAUAAAACAGGCCGCCAUGACAUAAUAGAUGUGGAACGUUCUUGGGUAUUGAGUAAAAAUUAGUCGUAGACAUGGGUAAUGGUAUGUAGAAAGUGCCUUCAGACAUUUCAAAUAAAGGUGGCAGCCCACGAGGCC